This is a messenger RNA of Ahaetulla prasina, 5228 nucleotides long. It is a transcript of the gene WDR97, whose product is annotated as WD repeat domain 97. The coding region runs from base 291 to 4973 and encodes 1560 amino acids. Gene Ontology annotation, molecular function: protein binding. NCBI's taxonomy places the organism in Eukaryota, Metazoa, Chordata, Lepidosauria, Squamata, Colubridae. The record is from RefSeq and is a predicted model, not a curated record. The transcript has 29 exons.
UGCACACCCACCUCAGGAAACUGCAGGACCCCAAGCAGCACAGGGGGGCCGGUAGCCGAAGGGGUGUCCCAGGCACCUGGGAUCAUCUGUGAAAGAUCAAAAGAAGAGAUCAGCCUCGAUGGCAACUUUGAUGACUUUUUUGACCAACCCCUGGCUGCACCUCCGUUUAUGUGUUCCAGAGUCAAAUCCAGCCCUGAAAUUUGGUUGAAAACCUUGCUUUGUGGGCCUUCAGCCCCACACACCCCUCCUUCAGGAGGAGGGCGACUCUUCAGACGUGCCUGGCUGCCAAGAUGGUGGAGUCCUCGGGCAGCAGCUCCAGCCGAGUGGGACAGAGGAAGAGGCCGCACCAGCAAUCCCCACCCGCUGAAGAGAAGAUGAUGAAGGAGCAAGGGGCUCCCCUCGGAGGGGGGCAGGCAAGGGGGCGCAGGCUCUGGGGCCUCCUCCGCAGGGGCUUCCGCCGGGCUGUGGAAAAGAUGAAGAAUGAGGAAAUGAAGACCCUCCACCUGAGCCAUGGGCUGCAGCACCAGUGCCGCAUCAUCCUGCCCAGCCCUGUGCGCCACGUGACCUAUGACCUGCAGAGAAGGGCCUUCGUGGUGCUGGACGCAGCCAACACGCUGCACCUGUUGACGGAGGACGGCUGCUGCAGGGACAGCGUGAAGGGCCUGGCCACCAUGACGGGCAUCCUGUAUGCCUCCCACGUCAACCAGUUUGUGGCCUGGUUCACAGGAGGCCUGCAGGUCCUGGACUCCCACUUCCAGCUGCUCUCGCAGGUGCCAUCCGCCCUGCCCAUCCGCUGUGGCAUCUACAGCAAGCAGCUGAACAGGAUCGUGACUGCCGGAGAUGGGAACUUGACCCUCUGGAGCUUCCGUUAUGGCUCCCGCAGCCUCCAGUGCCGAGCCAGUGUGAGCACCGGUCUGGGUCCCACUGAUCUCUUUGUCCGCCUCGCCUUGGACAUGGGCAGCACCAGCGAGCCCCACCGCUGCUUUGCCUCUUGUGCCACCGGCGUGGCCACCUUCGACAUCUCCAGGGGGAAUCUCCUGGCCUUCAGGACAAAGCUCCAUAGCAGAGAGAUCACAGACCUUGCCUAUUGUGAAGCCAUUGGCUGCGUAAUCACAACUUCACGGGACACCACCAUCAAGGUGUGGAACAAGGAGUGGCACAUUCAGAUCGUCUUUGUGGGGCACACCGCUCCAGUCAUUGCUGUGACCAUCUACCCUCACCGCCCCCUCAUCUUCUCUGCCUCCCAAGACGGAACCAUCCGCACCUGGAACCUCAACACCGUUGACCAGGUAGACCAGGUCCACGUCUUGGAGCCCGUGGAGUCCCUGGACACCCACACCAAUUCGCACGUCUUCUCCAUCUCGGGCUGCACCCUCAACCUCUGGAAAAUCAACCAGCUGUACUCGCUCUACACCGUGCUGGGUUCCCCCGCCAGGCGGCUCAGCUGCAUCGAUCUGAGGCUGCUGGGCAACUUCCCUGCUCGCAUCCUCUGCCUAUGCCAGGACUCCACCGUGCAGUUGCUGGAGGCCCAGGAUGGCACGCCUGUGUCUGUCCUCUCCUUGGACCAGUAUUCCCCGGCUCGGGAGGUGGCCUACUGCUUGCCCCUGGAGACGCUCUUUGUUCUGCUGAAGCAGGGCCAUGUGCUGCGUGUCAACGCUGCCACCAGCCUCAUGACGGUGAAGCGGUGCUUCAGCAGCAGCCUCUGGGAAUCCAAGCCCUGCUGCAUCCUGCUCUACAGCCACAUGGUGGAACCGGACAAGGUGUAUGCUACAUGGCUGGAAGUAACCCAGAACCAAGGCUACCGGAGGAAGUGGCAGAAAUCCACCAUCAACAUGCAGGACAGAAACAGAUUCCUGCCAAUUCUGGGGCACAAAAAUGGUUCCCUCAGUGUCAUAGAUUGGUUCUCGGGCCGAGUCCAGUACACCGUGGAGGCACAUAACCCUGAGCGUGUCACAGCACUGGCUGAGUACACUACGCAGAUAUGUGUCUUGUCAGCAGGUGCUGACCUCACGGUGAAGAUGUGGCGCCUCUUCCCCUACACGGAGGAGAGUCUCCUUCCCCUCCUGUGCUUCUCCUGCGCCUCCCCUGCAUGGCACAUGUGCUUCCUCGGAGAGACCCUGGCGGUGGCUUUCCAGGACCCUGAAACGGUCACUUACAGCAUCGUCCACUACAACCUGAUGGAGCAGACGCGCUCUGAGCACGGACCGGAGGAUGACGCCCAGGAUGACAUCACAGGACUCUGCUGCUGCCCAAACCUGCAGCUCUUUGCCUCGUCCAGCCGGGAUGGGUCGGUGAAGAUCUGGGACCACAAGAACAAGCUGCUCCGGCACCUGAAGCUAAACACCAUCCCGGAGAGCCUGGCCUUCGCCAACCACAAGGGGGACCUGCUGGUGGGCCUGGAGCAGCACCUUUACCUCAUCCCCCACACCAAAUACCUGCCCAGCUACUACCAGAUGCAGCUGCUGUGGGCAAAGUUCCUGGAGCCCCUCCAAGAUGUCUCGCUGCCCAUGAGCCCAUCCAGCUUUGAGGCCUUGGUGCAAGAGAACAACCGUCGCUUGAUGCAGGAGCUGCCUGUGAAGAAGUCUGAGUCCAGCACGUCCGACGUCUUCCAGGUGCCCCUGAAGGAGUCCAGGGAGGUCAGGGAAGCCAAGCUCAAGCUAGAGGGCAUUGCCCAGCUGGCAGAGAGGAACCGGGACCUGCAGCUGCUGCAGGAAGGGAAGAUCAGCCCGGCCAAGAAACGGCCCCUCACCAAAGAGAUGCGGGAGGAGGCCUUCAGGCGCUACCUGGGCUUCUUCUACAAGGAGCAGCUCAACCUGGAGGUGAUUCCUGAAGAGGAUCCCUUCGAUGCUGAUGAAGUGCUGGAAUCCCUGGGCCGGAUGGAUUCCAUCCCUGCCCUCCACGGACCCUCCAUUUCCCACAUGUUCCUGAGGGGCUUCGCUAAGCCCAGGAGUCUCGAAAUGAGCAGCUCCCUCUUUGUGGAUAUCAGCCCCACCCUGCAUUUCACCUCCUCCGUUGCAGUUCCUGGCACUCUUCAGGUGAAGAGGAAGAAGGUGGACGUUGGCGCUGCCCCCUCCUCUGCCAGGAUGCAGGAGACCCCCACCUGGGGAAGGGCUGAAGCUACCUUGACACAGGAAGCCCUGGAGACCAUCCGGCCCCUUUCAGCAAGGGGCGGCAGGCAAGGCUACCAGCCUGACCUGAGAAGGCCCACGCCUGCAGAGCCCUUGAGCCCGGUUAAAACAUUUGAAGCUCUGGUCUCGGUUACCCCAGAAACCCCCUCGUCCCCCAGCCCCUCCAGGCGCUUCAAGAGCGAAAAGAGUGUGCUCUUCAGGGAACCGGUAUCGGUGCAGCCAAGCCAGGAGCCCCAGACGUUCCUGUCCUCCACCUCGCAUUUGAAGAGCCCCCAACCGUCCGCCAUUGUCAAAGGUUUCUUUCCAGAGAGGCCCAGCAGCCCACAGGGGACUCUUGUGGAGCUCAAGAGCCAGAGUCUUCAGCUGCCCAGAAUAUCCUCCGGCUUCAUCCCCAACUCCGUGGUCGUCCAACAGCUUCACACCCUGGACCUGCUGGAAGCGGAGAAGCUUGUGAAGGUGAUCGGACCCCAGGAGGUGUCAGAGAGCUCCUCGAAGGCCAGUUUAAUGUGGACAUUUGAUGAGGAUGAACUAUCCAAGGAAGAACCGUGGCUGGUGGACCUGGAGACCACCUCCAAGUCUUGGAUCACGCCAGCCAAGGAAGACACUCCCUCCACAAAGCAGAGCAUGCCUGCGAUUUUCCUGACUCAGCUGGAUGAGUCCCAGUAUGCAGAACCACAGGCAACGAUGCCGGGAUUUGUCUUGCCCUUUGUGGACCAAGAGUGGUUCCAGAAUCUUUUCCCAGAGGGUAUCCGCCCUGAGAUGCCCUUGAAAGCCUUGGUGAGGAAGCUGCAGGAGAUGCUGCUCACCUCCAACUUCCACACCAAGACGGAAGUGCUGGGUGCCAUCGCCUACUUGGAGGACCAGCUGGAGGACAAGACGAAAAGGUGGAUCCAGUACACCCUGUUUGAAGUGCUGAAUCAGGAAGGCAACACCCCCUCUUUGCAGGAAAAGAGCCAGAAGAAGUUCAUCCUGGCUGCCCUGCGCGUUCUCCUGCACUUGGACAAAGACAGCCUGGACUUGAUGGUGGAGCUGAUGUCCUGUUACCUGAUGGCUGCUCCCUCCACCCGGGCAGUCUUUAAGGACAUGUUCAAGGAGUUGGGGCUGCAGGACCCUCACAACUUUUUCUUCAAGGAGAUGAACUCCUGGAUGGCGGGUAUGGAGGACUCCAAAGAGGCUGUGCGGAAACUCAGCAGGGAGUGGUUGGAGGAGAAGAUCAGGAUUUUCAAGGAACACAGAGCUCGCCUGUGGGAAGAAGAGGCCACCUCUGGGAAGCAGCUUUCCCCGGCCACCGACCACAAGACCCAGGAAAGGAAGAGGCCGGAGAAGAGCCGCAAAAAACCCAGGAAGCUGGCUGGAAAGCCGGCCAAGGCUGCCCACAAGACUCAGGAAGAGACGGAAAGCGAGGAGGAGUGGCGGGGGACGCACAGCUUGGAAGACCACCAGCCCAUUCGCCCCAUUGAUGCCAUCCAACAUUUUACGGAGAAGCAGCUGGAGAGAGAACUGGAGAAGCUGAAAGAGGUUGUCCCUUUGAGAACAGAUUCACCCCGGGACACGGUCUUGGCGUUGCCCCCUCUUCAGAAGUCCAAAGCGAUCCUGCGCCUCGGAGAGACCAACGCAAUGCUGAGAACGAGAAUUGCUAAGCGGUCCUACUUCCCCUUCAUCUUCACCCGCUACCUCAUGAAAGGCUUUGUCCCUUUUGUGAAGCUUCCUCUGCCAAAGGUCACCUUGCAACCGUUUCCAUCCCUUUCCAAGAGGCCGCCGUCGCCAAGGACCUUCACUGCCAGGCAGCAGUUGGUGCACAAGUAUUUCAUCCCAAAGUUUUCCUAUGCCGACAGCUACCCUUGAAGGCAGGGCUGGCUGGCAGAGGCCCAGGGCGGAGCCGAGGGGCUUCCAGGGCGGGAAUCGGACGGGUCCCUUGCUGAAGAGCCGGGUGGCACCAGCCUGGCACAGGAGCACAUGAACCAGUCGACCAACCUGGUAGCAAUAAUCAGAGAUUCUCCAGAGGUGUUUAAAGAGAUUUAAACUGACAAGAACCUGAUUUAUGACACCUGAUAAGAUUUCCAGACACAGGGAGCACCAAUAAAGAGGAAAGCUUGCCAG